GAUGCCACAGCAAUCCCGCUUCUCAAACAUGAGUUCCCCGGAUAAUCAGAUGGAGCAGCCAAAGCAAAAUGAUGAGCUGAGGAUUGUUCUGGUUGGGAAGACUGGAGUUGGGAUGAGUGCAACAGGAAACACCAUCCUGGGAGCAAACGCUUUUAUGUCUAAGGUAUCUUCUUCCUCUGUGACAUCGGCGUGUGAAAAACACAAAAGGAAGGUGGAUGGUCAAAUGGUUGCUGUCAUUGACACACCAGGCUUGUACGACACCAAAUCUACCCAAGAGGAGAUCAUUAACGAGAUCAAAAUGUGCAUCUCUUUCUCUGCUCCUGGUCCCCAUGCGUUCCUGAUUGUGAUCCAGCUGGGUAGAUACACAGACGAGGAGAAAGACACAGUGAACCUCCUCCAGCAGAUCUUUGGCAAAGAGGCUGAAAAGUACACCAUAGUGGUUUUCACUCGUGCAGAUGAUCUACAGGGAGAAAGUAUUGAAUCAUUCAUGAUGGCACGUGACGCCAGUGAAGAUUUAAAAACCUUGGUCUUUGAAUCAUGCCACGGGAGAUAUCAUGCCUUCAACAACAGAGACCUCAAUAAUCGCUCUCAGGUCUCUAAGCUGCUUGAGAAGAUCAACAACAUGACCAUAACGGAUGGAAGACAGCACCACUACACCAAUAAAAUGUUCCAAGAGGCUGAUAGAGCGAUUGAGGAGGAGAAAGAUAGGAUUCUGAAAGAGAACGCAGAGCAGACAAGGAGUGAAAUGGAAGCACUGGAAAGUAAAUAUGAAGGAAUCGCUCUGGAGGAAGCGAAGAAGAACCUGAUGCAAGAAAAGGAGAGAGAAGCAAGAGAUAAAGCUGAAAGAAGAAAUAGAUUUUUGAAAACAGCUGGCUUCACUCUUGCUGGAGUGACAAUUGUUGGAGCGUCUGUUGUUGCCCUCAUGAUAGGGUCCUGCAAAAUACAAUGACAGACAAAAGUUUUAAGCUGAUGUUUUAAAAAAUAAAAACAUUUUAGGCACUGGGGCUGAGCUACAGUUCAUCCUAGGCUAUUUAGCUAAACGUUAACAUAAUAUCAUACUUUAUAUAUUGUUCAGAUUUU
Molecule: messenger RNA, 1080 nt
Organism: Coregonus clupeaformis (lake whitefish)
Lineage: Eukaryota; Metazoa; Chordata; Actinopteri; Salmoniformes; Salmonidae
Product: GTPase IMAP family member 9-like
Exons: 2
Coding region: 2-949 (315 amino acids)
Molecular function (GO): GTP binding
Source: RefSeq, a predicted model, not a curated record